AUGCAGUCACUUCGCUCCAGAAGACCUUCCGAGUCAUCUCCGAAGUCACAGCAACGCGGGAACAAGCUCAUUCGACCAUCGCAGCGCGACCUCGCGCGCAAGACGACCCGCGUCGAUGACAAAAUCAGGAAGCGCAUGUCCAUGCGCUAUGCCGAUAUUUCCUCUCCGACGAGUGUGGAUGGUGUCCCUCCAGUGCCGAGUCUGCCUAUUGGGACAUCCCUGCCGAUGCCCGGGCAUGGCGAGGAGGAUGGCGUAAUCGUCAGUGCGACCACUCCUGCAGAGGAUUCGCGCGUGGUGGAGCUGAGGUUGUUGGACAAUGACGAGUUUGAUGCCGAUGCUUUUCUCAAGCUGAAGUUGGCGAACUCAACGGAAGCGGAACUGAAGACGCUGCAGUCGUCUUUGCAGUCGCAGAAGCAAGCUGUCGCGGUGGACCUGCAGCAUGACGUGUUCAAGAACUAUGAGGAGUUUGUGCAGGUUUCCAAGGAAGUCAGCGUAUUAGAGAACGAGAUGCUCGAAUUCAAGGAGUGCUUGGCGGACUGGAAGAGUAUGCCUUCUCUUCUGCACAUCGAGGAAUCCGCCUCAGUCGCAGAUCGCCGCCGCAACGUCCGAUCCUCUGUUGCGGAUCUGCGUGUACUAUACGCGAAUCAAAUGCAGACGCUUCAUACGCAGAUUGAGGGAUCGAACAAGUUCGUGCCCACCACUGCCGGGCGUCACGUUAUCACAGAGUUGGACAACGUUCUGUCGCUCAAUCCUGCGACGUAUAAGGUCGACCAUACUACCCGCUUCGUCGUACUCGACGAUGCUGUCCUUGUGGCACGAAGACGGAGGAGGCGGAACAACGCCGAGAGCGAUAAGCUGGUUGCGGAGAGGUGCUGGCCGUUGAAUGAGAUGCUCGUGUUGGAUACGAAGGACACUGCCACUAUGUCGAACGUGUUCAAGAUUCGCCACGGGAAGGAGACCCAUGUCUACCGCACUGAGGCACCAGGUGAUAAGCGACAUCUCUUGCAACAGUUCCGUCAAGUUGCAGAAGAGCUCUCCGCGAAGAGACGGAAGGAACGUGAGGGCGAACAUUUACGGCGGAAGAGCUUAUGGGGGGGUGACCGAAAUUCAGUCGCAUUCGAUGCAGCACCGUCGCCUCCGCCAUGGAUGGCGGAAAUGAUGGCCCAAGAAAUGGGCUCAACUGCAAAGGAAAAGGCCGAGCGUGAUGCACGUUGGAUCUCCGACUUCUCGGAUGAUCUCACUGUAGCCAUUUCGUUGCGAGAGUGGGAUCAGGCAGUAUCACUGGUUGAGCAAGGCGAAGCAAAUCUUCCUACCAUGCCCUCACUUGCAGUCAAACUUAACCCGCUUAAAGCGUCGCUCACGGCUGCACUUCUGCAGUCGCUAUCGAUGCCUACCAACCGCAAAACGAUGGUCGUGAGCAUCAUCUCUCUUCUAGUUCGACUCAAAGCAGGCGCAGCCGCGCGAAAUACCUUCCUCGCAGUGCGAGCAGACUUGCUUCGCAAGCGGGUACGAAUGAUACGAUUCGAGGGGCACAUCCCGUUGUAUAUCAGUGACUUGGCCAUCGUCGUGUUCACCGGGAUUAAGCACACGGCAGAUUGGUUCCUGGCGAGUUUCCGGGAGAAUGAAGUGGCGAGUUGCUUCGUGGAAUGGGCACGGAAGCAGAUGGAGGUGUACGCAGAGAUGUUCCGGAAACAAGUCUACAGUACCGAUGUAGACCAGGAGACGAUCGAGGAAGCGAUAAAAAUCACGCACAUCCAGAGCAGGAAGCUCCUCGAAGAAUACGGCAUAGACUUCCGGUUCCUCCUCGACCGAAUCCUGAUCGAGAAGCCCAAAGAUACCUUACCACCGCCAACUUUCCGUUCGCAUCCAGAGAAGGAACCCGAGCGCACGCGCGUGCGCGCCUCGACGCCCCUGCGUGCCCGCUCCCCUGCUUACCCAUCCGUCCCACCGCUACGCUCGCCCGUUCCCCCUGUUCCCCCGCUUCCGGAGAUCGCACCGCUCUCACACACGCCCCGCAUUGUCUCCCCUACGCCCCGUGCCGCGUCUGCUGUUUCUACCCGCUCGGCAACGCCUACGCCGCGCACGAGAGGCAGUGCGGCACCCCCACCGCGAUCGCGGGACCGCCCGGGCAGCGCGACCGGACAUCGUCCGCCGCCUGUCGCUAUCCCCAGGAGGGAAGGGAUGAUCUAG
Messenger RNA from Sparassis crispa, 2190 nucleotides. RefSeq names its product Exocyst complex component EXO84. The transcript has 9 exons. The coding region runs from base 1 to 2190 and encodes 729 amino acids. Gene Ontology annotation, cellular component: exocyst. The record is from RefSeq and is a predicted model, not a curated record. Gene Ontology annotation, biological process: exocytosis; Golgi to plasma membrane transport; intracellular protein localization. NCBI's taxonomy places the organism in Eukaryota, Fungi, Basidiomycota, Agaricomycetes, Polyporales, Sparassidaceae.